Molecule: messenger RNA, 569 nt
Organism: Paramecium octaurelia
Lineage: Eukaryota; Ciliophora; Oligohymenophorea; Peniculida; Parameciidae
Source: the annotation of a GenBank genome assembly
AUGAACUUAUGUUCUGAUAGAAUUAAAGAAUAUUUUAAGUUCAGAAAAUAUUACUCUAGACCUUAGACUUGCUUACUUUAACAAAUUAAUGAUGGAAAAUGUAGUAUUGAUGAAGAUACUUAUCUUAUCUUAUAUGUAAAUAUUAUCUUAAAUAAUUAACUAGUUAAGUAUGUCGGUGUUGUUAAUUUUGAAUAUGUCUCCAGCAUUAAUACCAUAAGCUCAAUAUGGAUGUGACUAUUACUCAUGGUUAGAGAUGUAAAACUAUAUAAAAUCUUUUAAGGGGCAAAGACAACACAUUAACUUACUACUUAAAUGACUCUCAUCGUGAAUAAUCCAUUAAAUUGAUCCUCAAAAGCAAUUAAGUUCCAAUCAUAUUACAGAAACCAAAUGAUGAUUAUAGCGGAGUCGAUCUAAUCCAUUUAGGAUAUAUAUCCUCGCCAAUUGACAAAUCUGAUCAAGAUGCUCUAAUAUAAAAAAUGAAUUCAGAGCUUAAAGAUCAAGAGAAGGACUUUAAUACAACCAUAUUGUAUGAACAGACGACCAUUUCGUUUUACGAAGAUGAUUAAUGA